Molecule: messenger RNA, 372 nt
Organism: Hydatigera taeniaeformis
Lineage: Eukaryota; Metazoa; Platyhelminthes; Cestoda; Cyclophyllidea; Taeniidae
Source: the annotation of a GenBank genome assembly
AUGAGAGCUGAACUCCAACAGUCACGCGCGGCGUCAACAAGGCAUGACAAAUGUGUUCAGUCACCGCAGACGUGCCUGCUGUUGCGGGCAGGUUAUGCACCUCGUUCAGUGGUGGCAGACAGGUCGGAAUUUGGCAAUGAUAGCAACAGCAGGACUGUGGCUACUGUCGCGGCACAUUCAGUUGUGUGCUACGACAGUGGUGGGAUUACAGGCCGUAGUUGUGCGAAUAAAUCACACGAAACACACUCCUGUCUGGCUGACACUUCAGUGGGUCCAACGAUUCCACCACGCAUCCUAAAGCUUGAACGCUCAGUCAUCACUGUUCAAGUGACAGUUUUGCUGGUCGUUGUGGAGGCGUGGAGAUGGGACUGA